AGAAAAGAACAUUUAUGUCUAUUUUGCUUUUAAUUUUUUCCUUGGAAAAGGAGGCCUUGCAUAUUUUGUUUUCUACUUCCACAAGGUCAAAGAAAGGACUUAGAAACAAAAACAGGCCACCAAAGACUUGAGGUAGGAUUGCAAUUUGCAAGUCACUUCCAGAGACACGAUCACUAUUUUCCCAGAAAAUUCUCAGCUCAUUUUCCCGGAUAUUGAGCGAAAGAUCGUUGCUUUUGUGUAUUUUCAUGGGCUUUAACUCCUUCUCAGGUAUGAGAAAAUAUGCGAAGAGUGUUACGGGUACCAAAGUGGUUCUGGAUCAGAAGGUCCAGGUUGUAUUCCUGCGACCCGGCUUCUGUCAUCUUUAGUCAGUGUUUUUAUCACAUGGGAAAAGAGAAUUUUGCUUCCUAGCUUUGUUUGGCUGCAAUAUCAUGGCAGGGGAUGUGCUUACUAGUGCCUCUAUCAUUCCGGGUUCAGAAGUCGUUUCUCAGACAGUAGAGGCCAUUCUCGAGAUUGUAAUUUCUGCCAAUGACGUCCUUGUUAAGAAGGAUAGUUUUAAGGAACUUGCAGCUUACUUGGAAAGAGUUGUUCCUGUCUUGAAAGAGUUGAAUAGGAAAAAUGUUAGUGAUUCUGAGAGCUUAAACAAUGCUAUUCAGAUUCUCAACCGAGAAAUAAGAGCUGCAAGGGAACUGACUUUGGAGUGCAGCAAGAGAAAUAAGGUAUAUCUCUUAAUGAAUUGUCGGACAAUAGUUAAGCACUUAGAACACACAGUGAAAGAGAUCAGUCGGGCACUAAGUCUCCUUCCUUUGGCCUCUCUGAAUCUUUCAUCUGCCAUUAGUGAAGAGAUAGGAGAGCUCUGUGACAAUAUGCAGAGAGCUGAAUUUAAGGCAGCCAUAGCAGAAGAAGAGAUUUUGGAGAAAAUCGAGUCAGGAAUACAGGAGAGGAAUGUUGAUCGUUCCUAUGCCAAUAAUUUGCUGGUUCUCAUAGCAGGAGCUGUUGGGAUCUCGACUGAUAGGUCUGCACUGAAAAAGGAAUUUGAAGAAUUCAAGAAUGAGAUAGAAAAUGUGAGGCUGAAGAAGUUCGAGGCUGAAGCAAUACAAAUGGAUCAGAUAAUUGCAUUACUAGAAAGGGCUGAUGCUACUUCGUCUCCUAGGGAGAAAGAAAUUAAGUAUUUCACCAAGCGGAGAUCUUUGGGUAGUCAACCAUUGGAACCUCUUCAAUCAUUUUAUUGCCCAAUAACACGUGAUGUUAUGAUGGACCCUGUGGAAACUUCUUCAGGACAGACAUUUGAGAGAAGUGCAAUUGAAAAAUGGUUUUCAGAUGGGAACAAAUCGUGUCCUCUAACCAUGAACUCUUUAGACACAUCAGUGUUACGGCCUAAUAAAACUCUGCGGCAAUCAAUUGAAGAAUGGAAGGAUAGAAACACCAUGAUUGCGAUUGCUUCCAUCAAACAAAAACUUAUGUCUAAAGAGGAAGAUGCACUUCAUAGCCUAGAACAGCUACUGGAUCUCUGUGAACAAAGAGACCUGCACAGGGAAUGGGUAAUAUUGGAGAACUAUAUACCUACUCUUAUUCAACUUCUCGGUGCCAAAAAUCGUGACGUAAGGAAUCAUGCUCUUGUCAUCCUCCGCAUUUUGGCAAAGGAUAGUGAUGAUGCCAAGGAAAGAAUUGUAAAAGUUGAUAAUGCAAUUGAAUCUAUUGUUCGAUCCCUUGGGCGCCGUGCUGCAGAAAGAAAGUUAGCUGUGGCAUUACUUUUGGAAUUAUCAAAAUCUAAUUCAGUAAGAGACAUAGGAAGUGUUCAAGGUUGCAUAUUGCUAUUGGUGACUAUGUCAAGCAGUGAUGAUGGUCAAGCUGCCAGAGAUGCCCAGGCACUGUUGGAGAAUCUCUCAUUCUCUGAUCAGAAUGUUAUACAGAUGGCAAAGGCAAAUUAUUUUAAAUAUUUGCUGCAGCGUCUCUCAACAGGACCAGAAGAUGUAAAAAUGGUUAUGGCGACAACUUUGGCAGAAAUGGAGUUGACUGACCACAAUAAAGAAUCUUUGUUUGAAGCAGGUGCUCUAGGUCCUCUUCUUCACUUUGUCUCACAUGGUGAUGCUCGGAUGAGAAAAGUAGCUUUUAGAGCUCUUCAGAACCUCUCUAGUUUACCGAAAAAUGGUCUGCAGAUUGUUAGAGAAGGUGCAGUACGCCCGUUACUUGACGUUCUCUUCCAUCAGAGCUCGUCAUCACGUAGUCUGCGUGAACAUGUAGCAGGCACAAUUAAGAACCUAGCUGUAUCAACCGUGUCUCAGGGAUCCAGCCAGAUACCAGUUUCGUUAUUGGAAUCUGAUGAAGAUAUUUUCAUGCUAUUCUCUUUAAUCAACUUGACAGGGCCUGAUGUACAAAAAAGCAUUAUCCAAACCUUUCAGGCCUUGUGUCAAUCCCCUUCUGCUACAAAUAUCAAGAGCAAAUUAAAACAGUGCUCAGCUGUGCAAGUACUGGUUCAGUUGUGUGAGCAUGAUAACGUAGAUGUACGAGCACAUGCUGUAAAGCUAUUUAGUUGCCUGGCAGAAGGUGGCGAUGAAGCCACCAUCCUGGAGCAUGUAGGUCAGAAGUGCAUUGAGACUUUACUCGGGAUCAUCAAAUCUUCUGACGAUGAAGAAGAGAUUGCUUCUGCAAUGGGCAUUAUCUCUAACCUUCCAGAAACUUCCGAGAUCACUCAGUGGCUUCUGGAUGCUGGUGCACUUCCAGUAAUUUUCAGUUACAUUCAUAAUGGCAAGCGGAAAGAUCCCCAUAAAAAUCAGUUGAUAGAGAAUGCUGUUGGAGUUUUAUGUCGUUUCGCUGCUCCAAAUAACUUGGAAUGGCAAAAAAGUGCAGCUGGAACAGGCAUUAUACCCUUGUUAGUAGAGUUACUAGAGUUCGGAACCACCUUGACAAAAAAGCGUGCAGCAAUUUCUCUCUGUCGAUUUUCAGAGAGUUCGCUUGGGCUUAGCAGGUCAGUACCAAAGCAUAAGGGGUUAUGGUGCUUCUCAGCUCAACCAGAAACUGUCUGCCCGGUUCAUGGAGGAAUCUGUAGCACUGAAUCAUCAUUUUGCCUUUUGGAGGCUGAUGCAGUGAGACCACUAGUGAGAAUUCUUGGGGAACCGGAUCCUGGAGUUUGCGAGGCUUCUUUAGAUGCACUGUUGACUUUAAUUGAAGGUGAGAGACUCCAGAGUGGUAGUAAGGUGCUUGCUGAAGCAAAUGCCAUACAACCAAUAAUAAAAUUUCUUGGUUCCCCUUCUCCCAGCUUGCAGGAGAAGGCUCUACAUGCACUAGAGAGGAUUUUUCGGUUGAUGGAGUUCAAACAGAAGUAUGGAGGCGCAGCUCAGAUGCCAUUGGUUGACUUAACACAGCGGGGAAGUGGUAAUGUGAAGGCUCUGGCUGCAAGAAUACUUGCUCACUUAAAUGUGCUUCAUGAUCAGUCUUCAUAUUUCUAAAAGAUCAAGGAGUUGAAGAUGAGCAAGAAACUGGUUUUGAUAUUUUAAUCUUGCAAGAAUCAUAAAAAAAAAGAUGCAGGAAGACAUGCAUGGCUAGGCAUGGGACCUUGGCAUAUCUGGAGGAGGCAGAGCAUACCUCGUUUCCCAGCUGUAAUUGGGCAUUCCAUAUUGCAGCUAAGAAGACAAACCAGAUUGAGCAUGUGAUCUCAAGUGCGGAGUUGGCUUCAUUUAUUUGGGAGUUAGCUUCGUGCACCCAAGAUGACCUAAAUCCAAUUUGUACUAUUAUUGUCCGAAUAAUGCUAGAAACGACAUUUUUAUUAUACAAUUAUCUCACAAUGCUGAGGUGACAGUUCCAACUAAUCUUUAGAUUGGUUUUUGUUAAAAGAAAAAUUAUGAGUUGGUUGAAAUUGUCACAUCAACGUUGUAAGAUAGGUGUAAAAUAAAAAUGUGGCAUAUAGCAUUUCUCUUAUAUAUUGUCCAUAGUAGGCCUUCGACAGGUGGGAAAUUAACUGUGGCGCAUAUCAAAUGCCCUAGGAUGUACUCUAUCCGCAUUAUGUCUACAUAUCGACACAUGAUUGGUUUAUCGGUAGAGGAAGAAAAAUUAAUCUGUGCCACCAGUGGCCUUGUCUAUUCUAUUAGUUAGCCAAAAUGAGGCCAUUUUUUUAUUAGAUUUGAA
Molecule: messenger RNA, 4122 nt
Organism: Corylus avellana
Lineage: Eukaryota; Viridiplantae; Streptophyta; Magnoliopsida; Fagales; Betulaceae
Product: U-box domain-containing protein 24
Biological process (GO): cell surface receptor signaling pathway; protein ubiquitination
Molecular function (GO): ubiquitin-protein transferase activity; protein binding
Source: RefSeq, a predicted model, not a curated record